Molecule: messenger RNA, 4661 nt
Organism: Oncorhynchus mykiss (rainbow trout)
Lineage: Eukaryota; Metazoa; Chordata; Actinopteri; Salmoniformes; Salmonidae
Source: RefSeq, a predicted model, not a curated record
CAGUGUGCAACUAUAAACAAUAGUUUCAUUAUCACAGGAAACGUUAUCUGUGGCUUAAACAGACCAAAUACACCCGACUAACUCCACCUAACCCAUGAAAUACUAAGUGCUUCUAAAGUGUUGCGUGAUUUAGCUAUAUUUACUUUUUUAAUCUGAGCAGCUGGUCUGGAGGGCAGAGUGUUUGGAAAGUGCUGCUCCGAUUGGGGUGCUCGACAGGGGGAAGAGAGAUGGCGUGCUUGUUGGAGGCCCCUCUCCGCAUCAGCGUGCUAUCUGAGGUCACGGCCACCAGUCGCCAUUAUGUUGACAGGCUUUUUGACCCUGACCCGCAGAAAGUGCUGCAGGGAGUCAUUGACAUGAAGAAUGCUGUCAUCGGAAACAACAAACAGAAAGCCAACCUGAUUGUCCUGGGAGCUGUGCCCAGGUUACUAUAUCUGCUCCAGCAGGGCUCGUCCAGCUCAGAGCUGAGGGCAGAGUGUGCGGUGGUGCUGGGCAGUCUGGCCAUGGGCACUGAGAACAACAUCAAGUCCCUGGUGGACUGCCACAUCAUCCCUGCCCUACUGCAAGGUCUCCUAUGUCCAGACCUGAUCUUCAUCGAGGCUUGUCUACGCUGCCUCAGGACAGUCUUCAUCAGUCCAGUCACCCCAGUGCAGCUGCUCUACACUGACCCCACUGUGAUCCCCCACCUCAUGUCCCUGCUGAGUCGGUCACAGCGGACGCAGGAGUACAUCACCCAGAUCUUCUCCCACUGUUGCAAGACUCCGGAGCACCAGACGGUUCUGUUUAACCAUGGGGCUAUCCAGAACAUUGCUCCUCUUCUCAUCUCUCCCUCCUAUAAGGUACGGAUGCAAGCAUUAAAAUGCUUCUCGGUCCUGGCCUACGAGAACACUCAGGUCUCCAUGACACUGGUGAAUGUGCUGGUGGAUGAGGAGCUGCUCUCUCAGGUAUUUGUCAGAAUGAUGCAAAGGGAUCAGCCCAUUGACAUGCAGCUCACAGCAGCCAAGUGUCUAACAUACAUGUGUCGAGCAGGAGCCAUUAGGACCGAUGACAGCUGCAUCGUGUUAAAGACCCUGCCGUGCCUGGUGAGGAUGUGCAGUAAGGAGAGGUUGUUGGAGGAGCGUGUGGAGGGGGCAGAGACCCUGGCCUACCUGAUGGAGCCUGAUGUGGAGCUGCAGAGGAUCGCCAGUGUAACCGACCACCUAGUGGCCAUGCUGGCUGACUACUUCAAAUACCCCAGCUCUGUCAGCGCCAUCACUGACAUCAAGAGGUUGGAUCACGACCUGAAGCAUGCUCACGAGCUGAGACAAGCUGCCUUUAAACUGUACGCCUCACUGGGCUCCAACGAUGAAGAUAUCCGCAAGAAGAUCACAGAGACUGAGAACAUGAUGGACAGGAUAGUGAGUGGCCUGUCAGAAUCCAGCGUCAAGGUGCGGCUAGCUGCCGUCAGGUGUCUUCACAGUCUGUCCCGGUCAGUCCAGCAGUUGAGGACUAGUUUUCAUGACCACGCCGUAUGGAAGCCCCUUAUGAAGUUGUUACAGAACGCUCCAGACGAGGUGUUGGUCAUGGCCUCUUCUACACUAUGCAACCUGCUACUGGAGUUUUCACCCAGCAAAGAGCCCAUCUUGGAGUCAGGGGUGAUAGAGUUACUAUGCAGUCUGACCCAGAGUGAUAGUCCAGCCCUGAGGGUCAAUGGCAUCUGGGCUCUAAUGAACAUGGCGUUCCAGGCGGACCAGAAGGUGAAGGGGGAGAUUGUGAGAGCGUUGGGAACAGAGCAGCUCUUCCGUCUGCUUUCUGACCCUGACUCUAACGUCCUGAUGAAGACCCUGGGCCUGCUACGGAACCUGCUCUCCACCCGACCCCCCGUUCCUGUCCUUCUCAAGCUUCUGCACUCCUUGCUGGUAGAGCUGAUAGACCAGAUGGAGCAUUCAGCGGCAGUGCCCUCCAGCUGGCACAUAGACCAGGUCAUGAGUUCUCAUGGGAAGCAGAUCAUGCAGGCAGUCACUCUAAUCCUCGAGGGAGAACACAGCAUCGAGGUCAAGGAACAGACACUCUGUAUCCUAGCCAACAUUGCCGACGGCAACACAGCCAAGGAACUCAUCAUGACCAAUGACGACAUCCUCCAGAAAAUCAAAUAUUACAUGGCUCACUCUAAUGUGAAGCUCCAGCUGGCGGCCACCUUCUGUAUCUCCAACCUGAUCUGGAACGAGGAGGACGGUGAGGCCAACGCCAUGACAGGUUCCCAGGAGCGUCAGGACAAGCUGAGGGAGUUGGGCUUUGUAGACAUCCUGCACAAACUCACCCAGGCCUCAGACCCCAACCUCUGUGACAGGGCGAAGACGGCAAUGCAGCAGUAUCUGGCGUGACCCUACGAGAGCAGUCUCCGAUGUCGUUGCCCCUAACAACACAACUAACAAUCCAAUGGCCUGCCAGGAGGAGACUUGCCUGCCUGCUGCCAUUGUUUUGUUUUCUUCUCCUUCAGUUUAAUCUUAGUUUUGUUGCACAAAGACACCUUUGAGCUGCAGCGGCAGACGCCCCCCUUCCACCCCAUCACCCCCAACCUGACCCCCAUCCCACCCGGAGACGAGGUUGGCGGGGGAACUGGGAAACACCUUCUGCAUAGCAACGGUUACUGGAGGGGGGGAGGGGUCAUUCAAUGGUUUUUGCCUUUUUAUUUUUUUAUGCAAAGAUGGAUGUGAAUGAAGAAGGGUUAGUAGAGUGCAGUACAGUAGCCAGCCAGUGCAGCACAUCGCCACCAUGUGGCCAGGAGGCUUUGGUGCUAUUGGACUCCUAAUGAGGAGACUGAACAUAAAGAUGUCUCAGAGAGCUGGACUAAAGGCUCUGACGAAGAGGGCAGGGUUGUGGGAGCAUCGCUUCCUCCUGGUUUUAUUUAGCUAAUUAAUGAUUGAUAUUAUUAUUAUUAUUAUUAUUAUUAUUAUUAUUAGAGGGGCUUUAUGUCACGAUUGGUUGCGUUUGGAAAAAGACUGCUCAAUUUGUACUUUUUUGUGUUUUCUUUUUUUGUGGAUACAUACCUCGUAAAUAUAUAUAAACAUAUAAAUAUAUUUUUUAGAUUAUAAUUUUCCCCCUCUGUUUCUUUUUCUCUGUGUCUGAUCCCGGGUUCCUUGUACAGUAGGGUGUGAACAUAAUAUCAAUGGGAGGAUGAUGUGGUCAAUAGAACAAAGUUAGAAGGUUGACUGGGAAUAUGGGCUGCUUUCACAGACCCAGGUUAAGUUUAGUCCUGGACUAAAAAGCACUUUCAAUGGAGAAUCUCCAUUGAGCAUAAUUUUUAAAUCUCGUACUAGAUUUAGGGCUCUAUUCAAUCUGUGUUGUGGAAGUUCAGUGUUAUAGCGUGAUUGAAAUUUCAAGGCAAUGUUCCCGCAUUAGUGGUAAACGCUGCAUAUGUUGGUUCAACCGGAAUGUACCUUUUACAUUUCGAUCUGGGAAUUUGUAACGAUUCAGCGAUACAGAUUUAAUUGGGCCCUUAAUCUGUAUCUGGUAAACCGGCCCAUAGUGUCACUAUGUAUGACCCUGACUCUCUCUAGUCUUACCUUUCAGGAGGCACAAACAUGGAUCCACGAAAUAGGAUAAAAUGCUAAAUGUCCUUCACCUGUAGCCAUUUGGUUUCUCCCAGAAUCUUCUAGAUCUUUCCUCUCCCUGACAUUUCCAUUCUUACAGAAGCUCUGACAGAAUGAAUGCUACCAUUUGAAAUAUAUGCAGACCUGAAAGAUGGACUUGGUCAUUGAGUACUGUCUUUUUUUUUUUGUCCAUGGGGCACCGGGUGGAGGGAAGUGGAGAACACUUGUCAAUGUGAGGCAUGUGAACAGGUGAACGAAACAAGUCACAAGUGUAACAUAUCUGAAUACAUGCAUCAAUUAAAGCUCCACUGGUUAUAAGAGCAUUACCAUGGUUGUGCCACAUGUUAAAAUGACUUAGGAAGUGAUCCCACUGGCGCUGGACAUCACGUCAUCCCUGACUGAUUCGGAUCCAAAGCAUCACAGAAGCCUGGAUCUUAUAAAACAACACUUUGUUUAUUCUUGUAUAAUGUAUUUCUGGUAAAGUUGGUGACAUUUAAUAAUAAAAUACAUCUGAAGCCUCGGGCAGCACAGUAAGCCUACCUUCCUCUCCCUUAGUUCUGAAGCAGGCACAUUCCUCAUGCAGAUAGCUGUGACAUGCAUUUAACACCCCCCACCCCAAACCCCUCUCGAUGGGCCCCCCCUCCUCCCACUACUCUCACACCUCCAUGCAGCCGCAUCCAAGUCCUCACCUUGUUACAGAAAAUAGAAACCAGCAUCUGAAUCUGUCUAUAUUACGCAUAGUGCACCACCCCCAAACAACUCUGGUACACAUUCCAAGUACACAGCGCAUCAGACGAUGCUAGUAAAAUUAGGCCUCUGACCAAUUUAGCAGUAUCUGAGCAUUGUAGGAUAAGUCUGUGUUAUCCAGAGGUUGACAAUUGUUCAUGGGUUGCGGAUGAUGCUGGGGACAUGGCAAUAGUGUGUGUUGGUGCAUGUGGGCUUUCAUAUGAAGCUGUUGAAGUGGAAAUGUCUGGUUGAACAACUAGUGAUGGAUGGAAAAGGGCCAGAACACUCCUCUGCAUUUUCAACAGAAGAUAUUGCCAGAAUAUAUAAUUUACUAACACAAAUAAAUACAUAACUUACUUUUCAAAA